AGAGUAGCCGCCAUUUUAUGACCAGUGGGCAGGUUUCAAAGCGAGUGACAGCUGACAAAGCUUUAAUUUUGGGGCCAACUAUCAGAUGGCACUACAGUUUUCUGAAAACGUAAUUUUAAGGCGACUGUCCCACCCCUGAUCUGUCCAUAACUGUCAAAACUCAAAAAUUUCCUUUUGUGUUCAUCCAAAUAAUAUGUUGAAGUACAUAAAUCUAAAGCCAUUUUUAAUAUAUUAAAUUUUCUGGUUCAAAAUAUUAUAAGAACUCUAUUUGUGUAAACUGUGAACAAAAUAUAAGUUAUUGUAUACAUAUUAUAUGCAAAAUAGUAUAAUGUAUGUGUAUCAGUGGAUUUAUUUCGUUUUGCUGGUAUAGUGCAAAUGUAUUUUUAAUUCGAUUAUUAUUUAAUGUUAUAUUAAAACAGCGAUGGAUAACAUUGUGUCCUGGACUGUUGAAGACGAAGCUAUAAUUGCGACAAACACAGACGCCACAGAAUGUAAGAGGUGUGCAGUUGAACUGGGAUACUGGAAGGAUGAUUAUAUCAAAUAUUUUGCCAAGCAUGUCGAUAGAAAAGCUCCAGAAAUAAAUCGCGGCUACUAUGCAAGGGUUAAAGCAAUGGAGAUGUUUAUUCACCAAUUUCUAGAAAGAUGUGACACCAAGUGUCAAAUAAUAAAUCUUGGAUGUGGAUUUGACACUCUGUACUGGCGCCUGAAAGACACAACCCAAGCCGUGGCCAACUUCAUUGAGCUUGAUUUUCCGGCUGUUGUUAGGAAGAAGUACCAGAUUAUCAAACGUAACAAACAAUUACUAGAAAAGAUAUGCAACGAAGACGGCGAGGUGGUGAUCCGGUCGGGCGACGUGCACGCGGCCGGCUACCACCUGGCGGCGUGCGACCUGCGCUGCGAGCGCGAGGUGGCGCGCCAGCUGGCGGCGUGCGAGGCGCGGGCCGACGCGCCCACGCUGCUGCUGGCCGAGUGCGUGCUGGUGUACCUGCGGCCGGGCGCGGGCGACGCGCUGCUGCGGCAGCUGGCCGCCGCCUUCCCGCGCGCCGCGCUGCUGCUGUACGAGCAGUGCAACCUGGCCGACCGCUUCGGGGAGGUCAUGCUGCGCAACCUGCACGCGCGCGGCGUGUCGCUGGAGGGCGCCGCCGCCGCCGGGCCGCCGCACGCGCAGGCGCGGCGCGCGCUGGCGGCCGGCUGGGCCCGCGCGCGCUCGUGGGACAUGCGCGAGGUGUGGCGCGCGCUGCCCGACGCCGACCGCGCGCGCGCCGACCGCCUGGAGCCGCUGGACGAGCGCGAGCUGCUGCAGCAGCUGCACGCGCACUACGCGCUCACCGUGGCCUCGCGCGGCGAGAUCUUCGCCGACCUGGACCUGCACGCCUAGCUCCGGCGGUGUGUCUCUCUUCUGUCUCGCUCGGCAUUUCUCUGUCGUCCCGUGUGACGACUCCUCGCACCGACCGGGUCGUUGCUAAAUAAAUUCUAUUCCACAAAACCUAAUAUUUGACCUAUCAAUGUAUUAUAUUUUUUGUAUAAAUAUUUAGCGUUAGUCUUUAGUCUACUAAAUACAUAUUAUUUAAUUAA
Molecule: messenger RNA, 1575 nt
Organism: Leptidea sinapis
Lineage: Eukaryota; Metazoa; Arthropoda; Insecta; Lepidoptera; Pieridae
Product: leucine carboxyl methyltransferase 1
Exons: 3
Coding region: 422-1378 (318 amino acids)
Biological process (GO): C-terminal protein methylation
Cellular component (GO): cytosol
Molecular function (GO): protein C-terminal leucine carboxyl O-methyltransferase activity
Source: RefSeq, a predicted model, not a curated record